UAGGGAUAUAUUAUUCUGUAACGCGGCUUCCUUCCUUCUCUCCCUCUUUUCUGCCGUUGAAAGGUGUAACCAUGUCGUCUCAUCUGCAGUGGAUGGUCAUCAGGAACUGCUCCAGCUUCCUCAUCAAGAGGAACGGACAGACCUACAGCACCGAACCCAACAACCUCAAGUCAAAGAACUCGUUCCGUUUUAACGGACUUGUGCACAGGAAGACUGUUGGUGUGGAGCCUGCUGCUGAUGGGAAAGGCAUUGUUGUGGUUUUGAAGAAGCGUGCAGGUCAACGCAAACCUGCUACCUCAUUUGAGAAAAUCACAAUCAACAAGAACUCGCGUGCCACUCUCAGCAGCCUGCGUCACAUCAUCCGCAAAAACAACUACAGGAAGGAUCUGCGCAUGGCCGCUCUGCGCCGCGCUAGCGCCAUCCUGAAGAGCCAGAAGCCCGUGGUGGUGAAGAAGCAGCGCUCAAGAGCAACCAAGACCGCAUAAAUGCUUUCUAUAAGAAUCAUCUAAUAAAGUUCUGUCAAAUUGAA
This is a messenger RNA of Conger conger (European conger), 529 nucleotides long. It is a transcript of the gene rpl28, whose product is annotated as ribosomal protein L28. The record is from RefSeq and is a predicted model, not a curated record. The transcript has 5 exons. Gene Ontology annotation, cellular component: ribosome; cytosolic large ribosomal subunit. Gene Ontology annotation, molecular function: structural constituent of ribosome. The coding region runs from base 72 to 485 and encodes 137 amino acids. Gene Ontology annotation, biological process: translation. NCBI's taxonomy places the organism in Eukaryota, Metazoa, Chordata, Actinopteri, Anguilliformes, Congridae.